GUCGAUGCCGGGCAUCAAUCCGCGAAGCGUCGUCGAACAUGAAGAUUCCAGCACUGCUCGCAACGUGCCUCUUCGUCUGGGGGUCCGUGUCCGCCAGCGAUGGUCACCACGGUGGCAAGGGCAUUCCGUUACUCGAGAUGGCAAAAGGUGGCGCGUCAAUCACCUUGUCGGCGGCGGUGUCCGCGAAGGCUGGUCUCCGAGCUGGACAGGUAGCCGAAGCCUCGCAGAAGGAAGCCGCAAUUCAAUCGGGAGCCGCCGCGGGUGAAGCGGCUAAGGCGCGUGGUUUGGCCGAUCAAACGGCGAAGCUGAGCGAACAAUCCGCGAUGCUGCAGUCCCAGGCUGCUGCUAAGUCGAAGGCCGCCGAGGAAGCUGCAACAGCAGAGCAAAACGCACAGUUAGAGGCUAGAGCAAUCGCGGCGCAAGCCACCGCCGCGGCUAAGGAAGCUGCGAGCGGCGCGAGAUCGGCCGCCGAAGCUGCAUCGACCGCGGCCCUCGAAGCCGCGAUAGCCGCGAAGGCUGUACAGGUACAGGCUGCCCUUUCGCUUAAAUCCAAGGAGAAGGCAAUGGAAGCAGCCAACAAAGCUGCAGCCGCGAGCAACGCCGCGAAAGCAGCAGCGCAAGCCAACAGAGCCGCUGUAAUGAUCCUCGCAAAGGCAACAGCCGCGAAAGCUGAAGCCAGAGCAGCCAUGGCAGCUCUCGCCUCCGCUAAAGUGGCCGCUAGGGAUGGUGCCAAUAGCGCCGCCGAAGCUGAAGCAAGAAACGAGGUUGCCCAAUUGAUCGCCGCCAUCGAUCAAAAGAGCAGAGAGAUCGACGCCGGUCUAUCGAUGAAGGCACAGGCAAUUGCCAAAUCCAGCGCCAGGAACAAUGAAGCCGCUGUGAUAGGGGCCAACAUCGACUCAGCGAAGAGAAUCGUGAAGGUGCCGCAGAAAGUGAUCAUUCCUAAACAUGAAUCGUCCUGGCAAUCGUCUAAGGAGGAGAAGAUCGAGGUUGACGUUAAACAGGUUGACGUUAAGAACGUCCAUAGCGAAAGCAGCGGCUCCUGGUCACAUUAAAGAGGGAAUUCCUUUAGGGAGCUGAACGAGUCUCGAGUUACGAGAAGUUUGAACAAUGCUACUUGGGCGUUGUAGAAAAUGCAAUUUAGAUAUUUCGCUAGAGGAAAAAAAAAAAUAACAUAACGUGUCAAUGAUGCCUAUAGAAAGAGAUUGUAACGAUGAAAAUAAAUUGGUUUAGCAUGUACAAAGCCCUAUGGUGUUGUUCCUUUGCGUUGCCUCUUCGGUAUUCUCGUACAAGAGAUGAAAUUCAAUUUUAAUUGUAUUGUAUGAUGAUGAACUGGAUAAUUAGACUCUCGUAUAUUCUGUUCUUAAAGCUCCCAUUUCUCCUCGUUUAAUCAGAUGGUACUCUGUACGUAGCUCUGACUAUUAUGUUCAUAUUUUUCUUUCGAAAUUAAAUAAAUGAUUAUCAGUAUAA
Messenger RNA from Osmia lignaria (orchard mason bee), 1467 nucleotides. RefSeq lists its product as uncharacterized. NCBI's taxonomy places the organism in Eukaryota, Metazoa, Arthropoda, Insecta, Hymenoptera, Megachilidae. The record is from RefSeq and is a predicted model, not a curated record.